Cokeromyces recurvatus is the source of this 713-nucleotide messenger RNA. RefSeq names its product ribosomal protein L23-domain-containing protein. NCBI's taxonomy places the organism in Eukaryota, Fungi, Mucoromycota, Mucoromycetes, Mucorales, Mucoraceae. Gene Ontology annotation, biological process: mitochondrial translation. Bases 198 to 611 code for a protein of 137 amino acids. Gene Ontology annotation, molecular function: structural constituent of ribosome. The record is from RefSeq and is a predicted model, not a curated record. Gene Ontology annotation, cellular component: ribosome; mitochondrial large ribosomal subunit. The transcript has a single exon.
UUUUUUUUUUUUUUUUUUUAAUUAUUUGGUUCAUAUUAUAUACGAUUAUAAAUAAUGACAACCCCAUUUCGACAAGGCCUUAGUAAUGUUUGCUGAAUUAUUUAUUUACUUAUUUUUUGGAAUGAAAUCAAUUAGCAAUCACUAUACUAAUUGUUGUUAUUUUAGAUAAGGUUUAUUUACCUAAUAUUAUUUUUAAAAUGGUUAGAUCACCUAAUCUUGAACCCAAUCAAGUUGCCUUUCGAAUCCCUUCCAAAUGCAAUAAAUUUGACAUCCACUCUUAUUUAACAAACAUUUAUGGCGUCAAUGUGCAAGAAGUACGUACUAUGAAUUAUGCUACUAUGCACAAGAAGGGACGCAACGGCAUGAUGUCUGUCUCUCAACCUGCUUACAAAAAAGCGAUUGUAACAAUUGAUGAACCAUUUGUUUGGCCUAAAGAGCCUGAAUGGUGCCAAACCAGCUUGAAAACAGCUAAAAUUAAUAAUAAAAUGGUCUCACGUAAAAUGAAUGGAUGGCGAAUUCGAGCACCUGAAGAUGAACGAGUGGAGUUAAAGAGAUUAAAUGAUGAAGCUGUAGCUGAACAACAAGCUAAACAACAAAAGAAGAAAAAGUAAAUUGGGAGGGGGUUAAAAUCUAGUUGUAAAUAAACAUUUGUUUGUACUUUUAUAAAAUAUGUAGAUGUAUAUGUAAAUGUAUAACAUGUCUAUUUGUAUAAA